This is a messenger RNA of Lasiodiplodia theobromae, 1701 nucleotides long. Its product is annotated as Xylosidase : arabinofuranosidase. The record is from RefSeq and is a predicted model, not a curated record. The coding region runs from base 1 to 1701 and encodes 566 amino acids. Gene Ontology annotation, biological process: carbohydrate metabolic process. NCBI's taxonomy places the organism in Eukaryota, Fungi, Ascomycota, Dothideomycetes, Botryosphaeriales, Botryosphaeriaceae. The transcript is spliced from 2 exons. Gene Ontology annotation, molecular function: hydrolase activity, hydrolyzing O-glycosyl compounds.
AUGCUGGCACUCGCCAGCCCAGGCCAGCCCUUCCCGACCACCACCAACACCACAGCCAACUCAACCUACACAAACCCCCUCUUCCCAGGCUGGCACUCCGACCCAACCUGCAUCUUCGUCCCCUCGCACGACUCGACCUACUUCUGCAGCGUCUCCACCUUCCUCGGCUUCCCCGGUCUCCCCAUCUACGCCAGCAAAGACCUGCAAAACUGGAAGCACGUCUCCAACGCCUACAACCGCGCCUCGCAAUUCCCCGACAUGAACACGUACACGGGCCAGAACAACGGGGUCUUCGCGCCGACGCUGCGCUACCACGACGGCGUCUUCUACAACAUCGUCGUCAUGGUCGCGUGGGAAGGGCUCAUCUUCAAGACGACGGACCCCUUCGACGACGCCGCGUGGUCGGACCCGGUGCGCUUCACGCCCGCGUCCAUCGAUCCCGAUCUGUUCUGGGACGACGACGGCACGGUGUACGUGACGUACGCCGGCAUCCAGCAGUCGACCAUCGACCUCGACACGGGCGCCGUCUCCGACCCCGUCUACAUCUGGAACGGCACCGGCGGCGCCAGCCCGGAGGGGCCGCAUCUGUACAAGAAGGAUGGCUGGUACUACCUGAUGAUCGCAGAAGGCGGGACCGAGCUUGGCCACACCGAGAUCAUCGCGCGUUCGAGGAACGUCUCCGGGCCCUACGAGGCGUUCGAAGGGAACCCCAUUCUUACUAACAGCGGCACCGACGAGUACUUCCAGACCGUCGGCCACGCGGACCUCUUCCAGGACGCGGCGGGACACUGGUGGGGCAUCGCGCUGAGCACGCGGUCGGGGCCGGCGUGGACGAACUACCCCAUGGGCCGCGAGACGGUGCUGUUCCCGGCGUCGUGGGAGGACGGCGAGUGGCCGGUGUUGCAGCCUGUGCGGGGCCGUAUGGAAGGCUGGCCGCUGCCGGCGCCUACGCGAGAUGUGCCUGGCGAGGGCCCCUUCGUGGGGGAUGCGGAUGUCAUUGGCUUUGCGCCCGGAGAGGGCAUCCCGAAGCACUUCUUGUUCUGGCGCUUCCCGCCUGAGGGCGCUUUCGCGGUCAGCCCGGAGGAGGCGACGAAUGCGCUGCGGCUCGUCCCGUCGAAGGCGAAUCUGACAGGCGGAACGGACUUCGAGCCGACGGACGGCAUCACGUUCGUGGGCAGGAGGCAGACGGAUACGCUGUUUGAUUUCAGUGUUGAUGUGGCGGUAGAUUCUGCGGCGGGAGAGGAAGAAGAGGCGGGCGUGACGGUGUUCUUGACACAGGACCAGCAUUUGGAUCUUGGUGUCGUGCUUUUGGCUUCAGACGAAUCGGCUGGUCUGGCGCCGCAUCUGAGGUUCCGUGUCAAUGGGACGGGCAACAAUGAGGGACCUGCGCCCGAGACGGUCGUUGAGCCUGUGCCUGAGGCGUGGCUGGGCGGGCCGGUAAGGCUGUACGUCCAGGCGUUGAAUGAUACGCAUUACACCUUUUCUGCUGGUCCGUCGGAUGAGGCCGAGGAGGCGAAGACUAUUUCUCAUGCGCCUGCCACUAUCGUGAGCGGGGGCAGUGGUCCCUUUACUGGCACAUUAGUUGGAGUGUACGCAACGAGCAAUGGAGGCGAUGGAAAGACACCGGCAUAUAUUAGCAGGUGGAGGUAUGAAGGCAAGGGACAGAAGAUUAGCGACACGGAGAUUGUGCCAUCCAAGUAA